Molecule: messenger RNA, 1935 nt
Organism: Penicillium diatomitis
Lineage: Eukaryota; Fungi; Ascomycota; Eurotiomycetes; Eurotiales; Aspergillaceae
Exons: 1
Coding region: 1-1935 (644 amino acids)
Source: RefSeq, a predicted model, not a curated record
AUGGGAGGCCCCUCGUCACGGUUGCUUUGGCGUUCUGGACGAGCAUUUGCACCGAAUACUAAUCCAAAGCCAUUGAAGCGGUUUUCUUCGUCGCUGUCUGGACAAGCUGGCAAUCUCACGGGGGAUCCAUCGCCAGCCCAACUACUUCGAGCCAUUUUCACGGGUCCCAAUCCGCGCAACAAUGGCUUGACACAUGACUUCGUACAUCGCCAUGAUAUUUUGAGCCUUAUAGACGCAGAAUGGAUCUCAGGAAGCCCGCCUCCCGCAUUAUGGGCUGCCUUGAAGGGCGUCCACCCCACUACCCGCAAAGAAGAAGUAAUGCGCCUCUACUCCGUCAACGAUGUGUCUUCCCUGAGAUCGAUAGCUGAGAGGCUCCUGGUCGAUGAGUAUGCAGCAAAGCUUCUACACAAGCAUUUUGCGGCUUCCAGAGUCAUGGAGCGAUGUGAGGAGCGCAGUUCGUAUUCGGAAUUAGUCUCGUUGCUGAGCGAUAUUCACCACCGUCUUGCGCGUCUUAAACUUCCCCCACUGAAACCAACCCUCGGCCUCAGAUAUGCAGCGCUUGAUCUAAAUAUGCCAGCUUUUCAAGGUUUUCUCGAAAUUCGACAGAAGAUUGAUGGGCCUCCACUACAAUUCUCUAACAGCGGCUCUAUCAUCAAGGCCUUGCUCGAGACGAUUGAAUCAACAUUGUUUGAGAGGCCUGACUACGAUACAAGAUUUGUUCUAUCAUGUCUUACUUCAGAGGCUGUUCACGGCCUUCCAGCUUCACUGAAGCUCCACGAAGUCUUGCAUGCGUCGCUGGAUCAAGACCGUGGAACAUGGUCAACGUACCUCUGUUUACUUGCCAGACUCCACAGCCGAGAUGCCUUGUACAGCUCCUGGGGACAAUACCUGUCUGGGUAUGUCAAAGAUAAUGAAGCCUCAUGUCACCAAGCAUACAGUAUCAUCAUCUCUUUGGUUAAAGCACGGCGGUCAGAGGAGGCUGCGUUGUUCUUGGAGCAAAUCGCCCAGAGAAGUGGCGACACCUUGCCGUAUUUUUCUACCUUUACGGGCAUGAGCACCCUCCUCAAUGAUGCUUUGAUUAGAGAGGCGAUACCUGAUCUCGCACAAGGAUGCGAAUACGAAAAGCUUCUUGAAAAGUGUCUUUGGGACAUGGAAGCCCAACUCGGCAUCCGGUGGGAAGAGGGCCAUAAGCAGAGUGGAGAGAAGGUGCAUGUCAGCUUCACGCCCGACUCAGCUUGGAAGAUCUUUGAAGAUCAGCCAUUGAUCACUAUUGACGGCGAAAGUGCUGGUUAUGACGACCCGAUGCGUAUCAGGGCCGAGAUUUCGAGUCUCGGAUGCUCCAGGUCCUCAAGAGAUUUGCAACGGAUCGUUGAUGGUCUACACGAUCAAGAUGGUUGCCCUCAAGAUGUUACCGUUCAGCCCUACGACUCAAGAGGUGCUGAUCUACUGCGAGGCAUGUCUGGGUCCAUUGAGUUCCAAUGGAACCCUGAGCACGCGCCUGUCGAGUUCUCAGACAGUUUUUGUGCCACCCCAACUUUUCAAUCCUUUCAAAUUACGCCUGUAACGUUGGGUCUGCUCCGAGCUCGUGCGGUGGCUGACGGUGUGCCUCAGAACAACAAUAAAUGCCUUCACCUACUACAACUAGGAAGCCUGCACAUGCGUACUAGCCACCAGGACCCUUGGGAGCAGUCGGGAUACGUUGUCGCCUGGGAUCGACAAUUCGGCGAUAUGAUCGCCCUGUACGUGGGGCGAGGCUUCGGAAUCAUCGAUCCUGGCCCGACGCCAUCGAACGCCCCCUUUGGAUCAAUCUUGCAUAUCGAUUCGACGCAUACACCGAACAGCCGGAAACGUUUUUCUGGGCGGCGUUCACGAAUUUCUGGUUACGCUAAAUCCUAUCAUUUGGACAUAGAUCCCAGCCCCGAUCUGGAAUUUUGA